This is a messenger RNA of Cyprinus carpio (common carp), 4570 nucleotides long. RefSeq lists its product as uncharacterized. Gene Ontology annotation, biological process: positive regulation of DNA-templated transcription. The record is from RefSeq and is a predicted model, not a curated record. Gene Ontology annotation, molecular function: ubiquitin-protein transferase activity; zinc ion binding. Lineage: Eukaryota; Metazoa; Chordata; Actinopteri; Cypriniformes; Cyprinidae. Gene Ontology annotation, cellular component: chromatin; nucleoplasm.
AUAUUAAAUAAGGCCCCGCCCCGCGCAACAGAAAAGUUUUGUGAACUGCAAAUUCAACGGUUUACCGUUAGAUCCACGAAUCCUACGUACAAUUACAUGCGUAACGCGUCGAAUUUCUCGCGAGGCAUAUCAAGAAACACUUCGUCUGCUGUCAAGUCAUCUCUGUUUACAUUAAUUUAUUCACAAGAAACAGAUGUUUGCCUCUGACCAAACAGGACGUCCAGCGUCGCCUCAUCCGGAUUUACAAAGAACUGUUUGCGGAUGCUGCGCUGUCUGCAAAGUACACCUAAACUCUUCUGCAGACCCCAGACUCCUGCCUUGCCUGCACAUAGUUUGUAAUACUUGCCUUACGAAGAUCUGCACGGAUGGAGCCACACAAGAUUGUCCAUUAUGUGCACAGUCCUUUUGUUUUUCUGAGGUUACAGAAUGUGCCAUUUUCGAAGACACGUCUAACAAUAACAAGGUCCCCAAGUGUGGCGGGUGUGAAGAGAGUGAGGUUAGUGGAUGGUGUGUCCAGUGCGAGGAGGCCCUGUGUUUGGACUGUAUGUCUGCUCAUCGUAGGGUAAAAGUGACCCGUGACCAUGAAGUCACACCCAAAACACCACCCACAGGUUGGAUACAGAGAAGACGCUGUCCCUCACACACUCAGGAGAGCUUGAGGUUCUUCUGUCUCGUUUGUGAAGAGCUCACCUGUAAGGACUGUCAGCUGAUCUCUCAUAGGGGGCACAGUUUUGUGAAGCAGGAGGAAGCUGUGGGAUCUCAAAGGCAGCGGCUGCAGAGUUUGUUGGACUCCAUCAGACAUCAGAAAGAGACAGUCAGCAGCAGCUUGCUGCACCUCGAGGCAAGAUUGCAGGACAUUAAGAGUAUAAAAGUGGCAGCAAAGAAGAUGUUGACACAGGUAGUCCACACAAUUUAUCAGACUCUUGUUGUGAAAGCUACACAGAUGUUAAAGGAGAUGGAGACCCUGUAUGCGGAGGAGGUUGGGUGUCUGUUGGAGAGGAAGACAUUUCUGAACAGGUUGGAAGGCUUUCAGGACUACAUAGCAGCUUUUAUUGACAAGGCCCUAUGCACAGAGGGCCACUGCCUCCUGAUCCACACAAAAAGAAUUGAGACCCAAGUGAAAAAGCUUCUGUCCCAGAAGGCAAGCACCCCUGAGACCAUGAUUGAACUGCACAUUCAGAUACAGAAUGAUCUCUGUCAGCACAUCAUGAAAUGUGGAUUUUUGAGGAUUAGAAGGAUUCUUGUUCCAUUCACCUCUCAGAGAACUGAUUCCACUCAGUUAGAGUCUGAGUCUGUGAAAAGCUCAAAUCAAAAUCCCUUUGCCUCCUCUCAAACUGUGCAAAUGGACCAGGCCCUUCCUAGUCUGCCUCAUCCAUCUCAGCCCAGCCAGCCAUCUCAUUCUAACCAGGCCACAACCUGCUUUCCAUGUAACAAUGUUGCCUCAUCUCAACCGAAUCAAUCGAAACCUUCCUCUUCAGAUCAUCAGAGUUCAUUUUCUUCUUCACCAUCUGUCCAAGUCCAAUACCAUGAAGUCAUGUCUGAGCAAACCAAGCAUGCUUACAGUCCCUCAUCAAACUGUGGCCCAUAUUUUCCUCAGUCUGCUCCUCAAACUCACAUGAAUUCUUCUCCGUCUGUUUAUUCUCAGCCUCAUCUUCCACUCACGAACCUCGCAGCAUCUCAAAUAAACAAUAUCUCUGAGUCAGCCAAAUGUAGGAAGGCCUUUUGCCCUACUAUGCAGGUCUCUCAUACACGCUUAGUCACCUGCCCAAUGCAAAUUCCAGUCAACAACCAAACACCCGUAACAACUCAUCCAAUACCAGCCAACAACCAAACACUCAUACCAACUCAUCCAUUGCCAGCCAACAACCAAACACCCCUACUAACUCAUCAAAUUCCAGUUAACAACCAAACCCCCAUGACAAUUCAUCCAGUAUCAGCCAACAACCAAACACUCGCACCAACUCAUCCAGUGCCAUCCAACAACCAAACACCUGUAAUAACUUAUCCAAUGCCAGUCAACAUCCAAACACCCCUCCUAACUCAUCAAAUGCCAAUCAAUAACCAAAAACAACCAAUUUCAGUCAACAACCAGACGCCUGUAACAACACAUCCAAUACCAGCCAACAAGCAAACACUUGGACUAACUCAUCCAUUGCCCGCCAACAACCAGACACCCCUAUUAACUCAUCAAAUGCCACUCAACAACCAAACACUUGCACCAAUUUAUCUAAUACCAUCCAAAAACCAAACACCUGUACUAACUCACACAAUGCCCAUCAACAACCAAACACUCGUACCAACUCAUCCAAUGCCAGCCAACAACCAAACACCUGUACUAACUCACACAAUGCCCAUCAACAACCAAACACUCAUACCAACUCAUCCAAUGCCAGCCAACAACCAAACACCUGUACUAACUCACACAAUGCCCAUCAACAACCAAACACUCGUACCAACUCAUCCAAUGCCAGCCAACAACCAAACACCUGUACUAACUCACACAAUGCCCAUCAACAACCAAACACUCAUACCAACUCAUCCAAUGCCAGCCAACAACCAAACACCAGUCAAUAACCAAAAACAACCAAUUUCAGUCAACAGCCAAACAUCUGUAACAACUCAUCAAAUACCAGCCAACAACCAGCCACCCGAACUAAUUGAAUCAAUACCAACCAACAACCAAAUACCUGUAUUUAUUCAACCAAUACCAGCCAACAACCAAUCAACCAUACUUACUCAUUCUAUACCAACUUACAACCAAACACUCAUAUUGACCCAUCCGGUACAAACCAAUUUCCUGGGGCCCGGACAUUCUUUCUCUGUGCAACCCAGUAUUCCCUUAACUGUCCUUUCAACAAUAAACACACUUUCUUUAAAUGAUGCUACUGCAAUCUCUAAUGUCCUUCCUGUAAACCCAAUGCCUUCUGCUCCCAUUGAUGGCAACAACACCCUCCAGUGUAAGAGAGGCACCUACAAUAGCCAUAACCUCCCAGUCAAGGCCUUGGCUGAUUCCGCCUGUGAUCAGGAUGCAGGUGUGAGCAGCACGAAUUUCACUGAUACGGACCAUCUGGAGAGCAACUUGCCCACCUCCCUUGUGUCGGAGGCAGCUCCCAAAAAACCUUCACUAGAUCCUGGCUGCUCCUCUGGCCCAUCCAACAUUCACCAGGACUCUCUCUCCACCACCACCACCACCACAGAGAAAUGUCCAAGUCAAGCUCAAAACUGCCAGUCAUCCAACAAGAACUACUCUGGACCAAAACACUGGAACACUGGCUUGCCAACAACUUUCCAACAGCUUGUAGAAGCAACAUCCAUACCUGUCAGGUCAAAAGACAAUCUGAACACAACACCUCCAGCGGAUUCAACUCCUUGUAGCACAUCAGAAGACAUUGAUGGGGAGAAGACGACUCAUGACAAGACUGUCCGAAGUACUUUAGACUACAGGGAGGCAAAAAUAGAAGACAAAGAAUCUGCAGUCACCCUGGAACACUUCGGGAGACAAAUCAAACAAUGCAAGAGGUUUCUACGUGUUUCUCUUGUGCGUCUGCCCAUCUCUCUGCCUCCAAGUGGACAGCCACUCCCAGAGUUCCACCUCACUGCAGAUACCUCCACAGAUCACAUCUUUGUGCAGGAAUCCCAGGGAGGACAGGUUAACCAGGUGUGGAGAUUGUAUGAUGAUCAAAUUCCAUCAAGAUCCUCUUCUUGCUCUGUAUCCCAAGACAGCGACAGCUCCCUGGCAUCUGACGUAGAGUUCUGUGCCGUGUGUCUGUCUGCAGGAGCUGCACUUCUGUGUGCAAAAUGUGGCUGUGCUUUCCACUCUGACUGUCACAUCCCACCAAUUCUCAAAAAACCUUGUAAGGAUUGGGUGUGUUUGCUAUGUCAGGAUGUAAAUGAGACAGUCGUGUACGGCAGUGAGGAGAUGAGGACAUGUAGUCUGAGUCUGCAAGAUCAAAGAAAGUGUGAGAAGCUUGUCCUUGGUCUCCUGUGUAAUGAGAACAAGAGCCUGCUCUACAGCGCCACCAAGAAUCACUCAAAAACAGCCGAAUUUGAUAUAAUACUCGGCCGACUCCUGGGGAAACGGAAGCCUCCUUAUCGGACUGCUGCUGAACUGGUGUCUGAUGUUUGGACUCUCUUUGACAUCUUGAUGAUGAACUCUGAGAGGAAAAACAUGGUGGUCAAACUUCAAAAAUCUUUCCAGCAACAGCUGAAUGAAUCUUUUGCGGAGAGUCUCCAUGCUUCUCUCUUGAAACAGUCCAGCAGCCAGGAUCCGGAGACAGAGACUGAACGAGAGAAGCACAGAAACACUUUGAAACGCAUGAGAGAGUUUUUCAUGGCAAACUCCGGUACAGAUGCCAAGAAAUGCUGCACUGAUAAAGGGAACGAGGGAGAUGGCUGUGGAAACACUACAGCUGCUGAACAUUGAAAGUGCAUCAGUCAUUACUUGCUUUUUUACUUGUUUUAUCUUGUGAAGAGGGAACCAGAUCCCUUUCUGUUUAGUGUAGUAGUUUGUUUAUUUAGCUUUGCCUUUUAAGUAAGAUGUGUAUUAAACAGAUUAUUUCAUUCAAGCUCA